UCAGCCAAGUGCAGCCUGAAUCGUGAGGAGCGGACGAAGGGGGGGAAAAAAUCCCACUGUUGUUUCUUUUUUCCUCUAACAUCCACCGUCAUUAACAUGUAGACCGGUGCGCGUCUAAAAACACCCGGAGCGUCAUGGUCUUUUUCCGUCUAGGAGAAUAAUUCUUAUCACAGUUAUCUAUUUAAAAAAAAGAAAAAAGAAGAAGAAAAAAGAAAAACAUUUUGGAUUAACAGCAGCGGACUUAUUUUUGGGACUAACAAGGGUUUCCUGAAUUUCUUUCCUUCUGCGCUGAAUGUUGGACCUGCAUUUAUCCUGAGUUUCUAUCCUCUGGAGUGAAAAGUGCGCCAGUUUUAUUUCCCAGGCUUAUUUCUUUGCAACGUUUGAGCGUCGGGGAUUUUGUAUAAUUUUUUUUUUCUGGAGAGGGGCUAUGUAUGUGGCUUUUUUUUUUUUUUUUCUAUCCUUUUUUUUUUUUUUUUUUUUUUGGGAAGGAAUGCACCUUAUCCUAACGGGACGUAACGCACAGAGGAAUAUUGUCUAAGAGGUGGUGGGGGGAAAAAAAAGAGAGAGAGAGAGAGAGAAGAAGCAGCGGAUGGGAUCCUUCUUUUACGGGAACUGUUGUUGGACUGGACCCAACGACUCUGCUCUCCACAGCAACUCUUGCAUCUGCUGCUGUAAAAAGGCUCAUUCCAAAAUGAUGGAAACCCCGACCACCGACUGCUUUGACAACCUGAUGAGCAGUGGCGUUUAAAGAUGAAGUCAUCCCUGUUGUCUCCUUCAUCGCUUUUGGCAGGGCUCUUGUGAGGAUUAAUUUGCUGUUCUGAUUUUGCCAAGCAGGAGGAAACUGAUGGCUGCUACAUUUCCACUGUCAGGCUUGUACACUUUGGAUUUUAAAAAGGAUCAUUAGCCACCGUAAUCUUUGUCCGCUCUGGAGUUACGUAUUUGUUUUUGCUUGUGUGUGAGUGUGGUUUUAGUGUGAUUGCGUGUUUGUGUUUGCAUGGCGUGACAGAGAUACAGAAUUUAUACUUGGAUUAAAAAACAAAACAAAAAAAACAAAAAAAAACACAAGAUACAGCAAAGAAGUUGGAACCAGGAAUAGCAGCUAUGGCUCAGUGGAGGCACCGUUCAAGGACAGGGUGUCGACUACUUCAGACUGCCAAGAACGGCAGCAGAAUGAUGGGAUAUGUAGGGCUCGAAGGGUCCUCAAUUGCUGGACGGUGGAUGUUGUCUUUGCUAUGGCUCGGCCUCCUGCUGUUGCACGCAUCCCCAGGUGUGUCGGCUCAGAAACUGGAUGAAAACGACCCAGUGGUGACCACCACCUACGGUAAACUGCGUGGUGUUAAGAAGGAACUCAACAACGAGAUCCUGGGUCCUGUUGUGCAGUUUUUGGGCGUCCCGUACGCAGCUCCGCCCACUGGUGAACGCCGUUUCCAGCCGCCAGAGCCCCCAGUCUCAUGGCCGGAGAUCCGCAACGCCACACAUUUUGCGCCAGUGUGCCCCCAGAGCAUUGUGGAAGGCCGUCUGCCCGACGUCAUGCUGCCCGUGUGGUUCACCAACAGCAUUGACAUAGUGUCCACGUACGUCCAGGACCAGAGCGAGGACUGCCUCUACCUGAACAUCUACGUCCCCACUGAGGAUGGUCCCCUUACAAAGAAACACACUGAUGAUUUAAGUGAUAGUGACCGCACGGAUGACGAAGACAUCAGGGAGAGUGGAAGCCCCAAGCCGGUGAUGGUUUUCAUCCACGGGGGCUCCUACAUGGAAGGAACUGGGAACAUGUUUGACGGCAGCAUCUUGGCCAGCUAUGGGAAUGUGAUUGUGAUAACUGUCAACUACAGACUGGGCGUCCUAGGUUUCCUGAGUACAGGUGACCAGGCGGCCAAAGGGAAUUAUGGUUUGUUGGACCAGAUCCAGGCGCUGCGUUGGACCAGUGAGAACAUUGCGGCCUUCGGUGGUGACCCGUUACGUAUCACUGUGUUUGGCUCGGGCGCCGGAGCUUCCUGUGUCAACCUGCUGACGCUUUCUCACUACUCUGAGGGCAACCGUUGGAGCAACUCCACCAAAGGCCUGUUCCAGCGGGCCAUCGCCCAGAGUGGCACUGCUCUGUCCAGCUGGGCGGUCAGUUUCCAGCCAGCCAAAUACGCCCGGAUGUUGGCUCGGAAGGUGGGCUGUAACCUGGAGGAUACAGUGGAACUUGUAGUGUGUCUACAGAGGAAGCAUUAUAAGGAACUCGUGGAUCAAGACAUCCAACCAGCUCGCUACCACAUCGCCUUUGGACCUGUUAUUGAUGGGGAUGUUAUACCAGACGACCCGCAGAUACUGAUGGAACAAGGUGAGUUCCUGAAUUACGAUAUCAUGCUGGGAGUGAACCAAGGUGAGGGUCUGAAGUUCGUGGAGCUGAUCGUGGACAACGAAAACGGUGUUCAAGCAAAUGACUUCGACUACGCCGUAUCCAGCUUCGUGGACGACCUGUACGGUUACCCAGAAGGCAAAGACAUCCUCCGAGAGACCAUUAAGUUCAUGUAUACAGACUGGGCAGACAGACACAACCCUGAAACCCGCAGGAAGACCCUGUUGGCCCUCUUCACAGACCACCAGUGGGUGGCCCCUGCUGUUGCUACAGCCGACCUUCACUCUAGUUUUGGAUCUCCCACAUACUUCUACGCCUUUUACCACCACUGUCAGACAGAACAGGUGCCACCGUGGGCAGAUGCAGCACAUGGAGAUGAGAUCCCGUAUGUGUUCGGCCUGCCAAUGAUUGGACCCACGGAGCUGUUUCCGUGCAACUUCUCCAAGAAUGACGUGAUGCUCAGCGCUGUUGUCAUGACUUAUUGGACCAACUUCGCCAAGACAGGGGACCCAAACCAGCCAGUCCCCCAGGACACCAAGUUCAUCCACACCAAACCCAACCGCUUUGAGGAGGUGGCGUGGACCCGGUACAACCAGAAGGACCAGCUGUACCUGCACAUCGGACUCAAACCCCGGGUCAAAGAGCACUAUCGCGCCAACAAGGUCAACUUGUGGUUGGAGCUGGUUCCUCAUCUGCACAGCCUCAAUGAGGUCACCCAGCUCAUCCCCACUACCACCAAGAUCCCCCCUCCAGAGGCUACAAAUCGCACCCCGAAGACAAAGGUUCUGGUGACCAAGCGCCCCAACCCGACUCCAUUCCCCACUGAGACCCAGGACAGCCAGAACCAGCCUCACCUGGUGGACCAGCGGGACUACUCCACUGAGCUGUCUGUGACCAUCGCUGUGGGAGCCUCCCUGCUUUUCCUCAACAUCCUGGCCUUUGCCGCUCUUUACUACAAAAAGGACAAGCGCCGGCAUGACGUCCACAGGCGCUGCAGCCCUCAGCGAAGCGCCGCCAACGACCUGGCCCACACCCAGGAGGAGGAGAUCAUGUCCCUGCAGAUGAAGCAACACUCGGACCUGGACCGAGACUGCAGAGGGGUGGGCGACUCCCUGCACCCGCACGACGUGGUGCUGAGGACUGCCUGCCCACCGGACUACACUCUGGCCAUGAGGCGCUCGCCGGACGACAUUCCGCUCAUGACGCCAAACACCAUAACCAUGAUUCCCAGCACCAUGGGGGGGCUCACCUCUCUCCACUCUUUUAACACCUUCCCCAGCAGCGGGCAGAAUAACACCCUGCCCCACCCACACCCACACUCACACUCCACCACCCGGGUAUAGCCCUGUGGACGCACCCACACAGGCAGGACUCUGAUAGCCGAGGCAAGAGCUAACGCCACUGCUGCUGCAGAGACUUAAGGCCGACAUGCUGACAUACACAGAUGUGUCCGCAGCAGAAACGCCAGCCUGGAGUUGCCAGAGACCCAUGGAAUUCCACUGGGAUUGUAUGAUACCCUGUUAAUACCUGAGGGAAUAUUUGUGGGACUUGGACCAGAGGGGGGGAAAAAAAAAAAAAAAAAAAAAGAAUUAUUAUGUUUUUUUGUAGAAAAAUAAGAGACGUGAAGAAAAAAAGUACAAAUAAGGAGCUAAAGAAAAACAGCCUCACAAGCUAAAACAAAGAGGAAUAUGUUUUUUUUUUUAUUAUUAUUAUUUUUUGUUCUGAUAUUGCUGCAAAACAAGGUACAGUAAACUACUUUUUCUUUCUAGUGACAGAUAUUGCCUUCGGGAUCUUUUGACAAACGACUGCUUGACAGUAUUAUCUGGAAGCUGAACAGAGCAUCAGACACGCCUCGGAGGUGAGAAGAGGGGAGCACUUUGUAAAAGAAAGAAAACAUAUUGUUUUCCUGUGGCAUCACACUGCAGAUUACUCUUGUGUGGGGGGCACAGAGGAAAUGCCACACAAACCAAUUUAGGCAUGUAUUAACUUCAUAAAUGGAGGCUAUGUAAGAUAAAACAUUUUGUGGGGAGGAUCAAAGAAAGGAUGGAAAACUUCAAGGAAAGAACGGAAACCCUGUAUGCACAAUGGAAACCUUUUGGGGAAAAAAAAAUACUUCACAGAAACUUUUCAUCCAUUUAUUUUUGAGGAUCAGGAACAAUUUUAUUGUAUAGAACCUAUUUACAUAUCUAGAUCUGUACACUAAGCACCAAGGCUGUUUAAGCCCUCUUCUCUUUGGGGGGGGCGUCUAUACUGCAAAUCUGCCAGCAGGACUGAACAAGAACAAGUGGAGACCCACCUACUGGCUUUCCUGCAGUUCCAACUUCAACACAGAGAGCUGGGGGACAAAAAGGAAAAUUGGAUAUUUUAGCACGAUGCGCAUGACAAUUUAUCUGCUUGAUGGCUGCUCUGCUGAUUAUGUCAUUAUUAAGAAUAAUUUUCACCCUCUCCCUUGCAUUGGAGCAAUUUCAGAUGGAUUUCCUGAUUGGAUUUACAGGAAAACACACGCCCAAACAGGACCAUGGGAAAUGCCGUUCCAGGCUGUGGAAGUCGGAGGGUCGGGACACAGAGGGGGAAAGGCUGGGGGAUAUGGUCAAAUUUCUUGCAUAACAUAAUAUAGCUUGAGUGGAGCGGGGCAUAUAAGGACUAGUUUUGUACUCUGUGUGUUGGUACUACUUUUUGAUAGUGGUUAAAUCACAUUACACUGUAUCAAUCAAACUCAUUGUACCUUCAGUUGAGAUCAAUGUUCUAUGCUAUUCUACCUAUUGGACCACUUUACCGUAUAGAAGUGAUUACCUGCACUGUUUAUUCCAUUUCCCUUUUUUAUUUUUUUUUAUUUUUAUUUUUUUUCCUCUUUCUUUUCUUUUUGAAGUGGCAGGUGCGCUGACUGAAGAGACGAUACCCAUGUGUAUGAAAAACUGAAGAGCGAACGUUGUGGGGAAAAUGUGAGAGAAUCUCUGAGCUAUGUAGCGUUUCUUUUUCCUUUUUUCCCAGCCGGAAAGACGUGUUUAAUGAUGAAUGCCAGUAGAUGACUAAUAGAAGUCGGAGGUCAAGCACAGACAGAUCACAUGCGGUUAGAACCCCAUGUUCUGCGUGGAAAUGCACAGCAGGUGGACGGGAGACGGAGCCAGGUCAGGGGAGGUCGGAUCCCGGGAUGCACAUUUCAUCUAGUUUCAGUCGUUAGUUAAGCUUUUAGAGAUACUGUAUAGCGUUACGGGAAGGAAAAAGGAAGGCAUCCCAUAGCAGCUGAGACCCAGUCACUGAUCUUUACCUCACAUUCAAGAGCUCAAGUACUAUAGUCUCUUUUUUUUUUUUUUUUUUUUUUGGCCUGCUAAACAGACUCUAUGUUACACUGAUAUGUCAGGCCAGGCUGUUUAGCAAAAUGCCCCCCCCCCCCCCCCCCCCCCCCCCCCCCCCCCCCCCUCCUCCCUUCAGUUUUCUGUCUCCUGCAAAGUUGUCUGCCAUCGCUAACAUCUUUAGGUCAGCAAAGCCUCAGCAGAUAACAAUGUUAGCCACCAGAGUAAGGGAUGUGUCACACCGCAAAGCUGACUGCAGUCGCAUCCGUAAGAGGUUGGAGUCACCGCAGGGGUAAAGUGGUGAUCUUC
Messenger RNA from Sphaeramia orbicularis (orbiculate cardinalfish), 5949 nucleotides. It is a transcript of the gene nlgn1, whose product is annotated as neuroligin 1. Lineage: Eukaryota; Metazoa; Chordata; Actinopteri; Kurtiformes; Apogonidae. Gene Ontology annotation, molecular function: neurexin family protein binding. Gene Ontology annotation, cellular component: membrane. The coding region runs from base 1102 to 3690 and encodes 862 amino acids. The transcript is spliced from 11 exons. The record is from RefSeq and is a predicted model, not a curated record.